UCUUUUUUCAUUUAUUGAGACCCCUAACAUUUGUUUGAUCAACGUUUCUUGGUCGGCCAGCAAAUUUUGAGAUUAACUAAUGAAGGUUGCUUUGGCCAAUCUUGUAUUGCAGGAAUGAAAUCUCUAAAUUGGGUUCCAAAUCAUGUAUGAUUAUUCUUCUCAUUCUAGACUCCGAAAUUUUAGUUGAAGCGUCUAACUUAGAAAUUGUACGACAGAGAGAUUUAAUUUUUUUAAAAUAUUGACUUACCAUUCUCUUUGAGUAAUAGCUCGUUUUCCAGCAAUUACAACCUCGAGUUAUUUUUCUUCAAGAAUAGUGAGACCAAAGUGUCCCUGCUUCCUUCAGUGUUCUUAUCCCUUAUGUGGUUCAACAAUUCUUCCUCGAUUAUUGUCUUUAAAACGAAAUAGCCUUACUCGCUUUGAUUCUUCACUUCUUCAGAGCCAUAGCUUCAUCUAGUGGCGUCAUGUCAUUUUCACAGACUACUUUCUAUAGAUCUUGUCCUUGGAGGUACAACUCCAUGCAUGUUUGUCAUGUUGUGUAGUUCGAAUUAUUGAGUUUUUUACUUCGCCUACCGCUUGUAAUCAAGCAAGCUUCAAUAAAAGCUUCACAAUCUCCCUUUCUGCACGAACUCCAGAAGCUCAAAAAUCGGUCCUCAACCGCUUUGCUUUAAUACACAAUUGUUGAAUUUGAACUCACAGAGAAAAUAGAAUUUUAUUGAUGAAAUGGAUUUUACACUAUUUUGGACACACACCAAAGCCACUAACCACUUGAAAUAUUAUUUAACAAAGGAGCACUCAACUUAUUUUAUCUCUUUCUUUGCUUCUCUCUACAGUCUAUCACUCUUUCUCUCACACACUACUAAUAUGCACUGCUUUCUCUUUUUCUUUCUGUUUUCUCUUCUCCACUCUCAAUUCACUCUAUCUUCCAUACACAGUAGAUACAACCCGCACACACACAUAUAUAGGCAGUAAAGUUGGUGGUUGAUGCUUCUAGUAAUGCGGUGGCUGGCUCCUGGAUUCAUGGCAACAAACUUCUGGAUAUUUCUUCAUGUGGCGGUAGUAAAUUAUUCAUUUGGAUUAUUCUAGCUUCUUCCAGCAAUUUAUUUUCUUUGGAGGUACCAGAAAAUUCUGGUGACUUCUCUAAAAGGCGGUGCUGUAUUUUCAUAUUGUGACUUCAAAGAAGAACUUAUGUUAUGACUCAAUUUGAAUACCAGGAUAUGCAAUCAUAAAAUUAGGAAUGUGGAAAGAUGUACAUCAUUUUGGAGUACUGCAGAGGGGGUGACCUUUCGAUGUAUAUUAACCAACAACAUGGCCGAAUCCCUGAAGCAAUUGCAAAACACUUUAUGCGGCAGCUAGCGGAGGGACUAAAAAUUCUUCGUGAAAACAACCUUAUACAUCGAGAUCUAAAGCCCCAGAAUCUCCUCCUGUCCACCAACGACGACAACUCUGUUCUCAAGAUUGCUGAUUUUGGCUUUGCAAGAUCACUACAACCUAGAGGCCUUGCAGAAACCUUAUGCGGUUCACCACUAUAUAUGGCUCCUGAGAUUAUGCAACUGCAAAAGUAUGAUGCAAAGGCAGAUCUCUGGAGUGUUGGCGCCAUUCUAUUUCAGCUUGUCACAGGUAGAACCCCAUAUACGGGGAACAAUCAGAUACAGCUGCUCCAGAACAUUGUAAAAUCAACUGAAUUGCAAUUCCCACCUGAUGUGAAGAAUUUGAAUCCUCACUGCAUUGACUUGUGUAGGAAAUUGCUACGCCGCAAUCCAGUGGAGCGGUUGACGUUUGAAGAAUUUUUCAAUCAUCCAUAUCUUUCUAUGAGGCGGCCUGAUAAAUCAUUCAGGAACACAGAAGAAAGUUCACAAGAAGAUUGCUCUCCCUUCCAUAUAGAUGAUUCCAGUGGGCCUGACAAGAAUCCAUCUUCUGUUGGGAGUUCCACCGUGAGAUACACACAUGGAUUUUCUCUGGACUCAAAACCUGACAGGAGGGAAUUGUCUAAUUUCUCUAACAAAAUGGAUCUUUUUUCCAAGUACAGUAAUUCCCCCCCAUGUAAACCAGAAACUACAGGGACUGGUCUUGGCAUCCUCCAACUUUCAGAAGGGAACCUAAAAGAAUCUCUGAAAACCAGAGACCUUGGAUCAGUAAAUUAUGACUUAGAAGUUGUGGAUUUGAUGGAGUCUGAUCAAGAUUAUGUCCUCGUGUACCCCACAAUGGAUUCAUCGUCUGUACAUACUUCUAAGACAAGUUGUUUGCCUUCUAAAUCUGGUAGUACGACACUUGACUUUGGACAUAUCUCCACACCAAGUGCUCCAUUCUCAAUAGUUGGUGCAGCAACUAGUAUGGUGGAUUACAUUGUAAAUUUAGACAGUCACAUUUCUGCUCUUGGGACGUCACAGGGAUCAAUCAACAUAGUAGACACUUCAGAACUGCCAUCAACUGAUUGCAUGACAAGGAUCAAGUCAUUGCAGAGUUUUGCAUUGGCCAUAAUUGAAUUAGUGACUGAAAAGAUUGAAGCAGGAAAACAUCUAGAUGCAUUCUCAAUUCAGCUUGUGAUUCUUGCCAUAUGGAAGCAAGCAUUGCAUAUUUGUCAAACUCAAAAAGCAUCGGCUAUUGAAGGAAGUUCGACUGAGGAGACCACAAAAUUGAGGGUAAUCUCGAAGCUGCAGCAUAGUCCUGUUGUCCAAGAGUCUUGUGACACUACUAGCACUAAGGGGCUGGUGGAGACAUUUUCUCAAAUCAAGAGAGCGUUUUUAAAUGAAGUGGGAAACGCCGAGGAACUUGCUAAAGUAGUGGACACUGGAGAUUUUGAGAUGCCAGAUCCAAUGGAGUUGAUAUACCGAUCUGCCCUAGCUUUCGGCAGACAUGCAGCUGUUGACGAGUAUAUGGGCAAUACAGAAGUUGCCAUAACUUUUUAUUCAAAAGCAGUUCAGUUAUUGACAUUUCUUCUGGAGGAAGCACCGUCCCUCAUUCUAAAUCCCCCGUUUUUUCUCGGUAGCUCAGACAGGCAUAGGAUUCAGAAUUACAUUGACGUCCUGAGGCAGCGUAUUUCAGAGUCUCAAAGAGUGGCCAUCUUCAAGUCUGAGGAUCAGCCAUCCCCACCAUGAAAACCAGUGCAGAGCAACUGGUAAUCCCAAACUGGGAAAGACGAUCAUGCUUCACUCUAUAAAUAUUUUUCUUUAUCUCAAUUCUUGGUUCUUUAGGUCUCUGGGGGCAUAAGAUGAAUCCCAUUGUCCAUGGGAUGAAAGAUUGUUUUGUAAAUAUACACGUAAC
This is a messenger RNA of Olea europaea var. sylvestris, 3261 nucleotides long. RefSeq names its product serine/threonine-protein kinase ATG1c-like. Gene Ontology annotation, cellular component: cytoplasm. Gene Ontology annotation, molecular function: protein serine/threonine kinase activity; ATP binding. Lineage: Eukaryota; Viridiplantae; Streptophyta; Magnoliopsida; Lamiales; Oleaceae. The record is from RefSeq and is a predicted model, not a curated record. The coding region runs from base 1245 to 3095 and encodes 616 amino acids. Gene Ontology annotation, biological process: autophagy; peptidyl-serine phosphorylation. The transcript is spliced from 13 exons.